Messenger RNA from Molossus molossus (Pallas's mastiff bat), 1970 nucleotides. RefSeq names its product integrin alpha FG-GAP repeat containing 1 (gene ITFG1). The transcript has 18 exons. The record is from RefSeq and is a predicted model, not a curated record. Bases 1 to 1824 code for a protein of 607 amino acids. Gene Ontology annotation, cellular component: plasma membrane. NCBI's taxonomy places the organism in Eukaryota, Metazoa, Chordata, Mammalia, Chiroptera, Molossidae.
AUGGCGGCGGCGGGCCGGCUGCCGAGCUGCUGGGGGCUGCUGGCGCUGCUGGCGCUGCUGGGCGGCGGGCCGGCCCCGGCGCGGGCGCUGCACAACGUCACGGCCGAGCUCUUUGGGGCCGAGGCCUGGGGCACCCUGGCGGCCUUCGGAGACCUCAACUCCGACAAGCAGACGGACCUCUUCGUGCUGCGGGAAAGAAAUGAUUUAAUCGUCUUCUUGGCAGACCAGAAUGCACCCUAUUUUAAACCCAAAGUGAAGGUUUCCUUGAAGAACCAGAGCGCACUGAUCACGGGCGUAGUGCCGGGAGACUACGAUGGAGACUCUCAGAUGGAUGUCCUCCUGACGUAUCUGCCCCAAAACCAUGCUGGCGGUGAAUUAGGGGCUGUGAUCAUCUGGGGACAAAAUCAAACAUUAAAUCCCAAUAAUAUGACCAUACUCAAUAGGACUUUUCAAGAUGAACCUCUAAUUAUGGACUUCAAUGGUGAUUUAAUUCCUGAUGUGUUUGGUGUCACCAGUGAAUCCAACCAGCCGCAGAUACUACUAGGAGGGAAUUUAUCAUGGCACCUUGCGCUGACCACUAAACAUAAAAUGAGACUUCCACAUUCUCACGCGUUUAUUGAUCUGACUGAAGAUUUCACAGCAGAUUUAUUCCUCACGACAGUGUCUGCCUCUGGUACCUCCCAGUUUGAGAUAUGGGAAAAUCUGGAUGGAAAUUUCUCUCUCCGCACUAUAUUUGAAAAACCUCAAAAUAUGGUGGUGGUUGGCCAGUCAGCAUUUGCAGACUUUGAUGGAGACGGGCACGUGGACCACCUGCUCCCGGGCUGUGAGGAUGACAGCUGCCAGAGGAGCGCCAUCUACUUAGCGAGACAUGGAGCAAAGCAGUGGGUUCCAGUCUUACAGGAUUUCAGCAACAAGGGUACCCUCUGGGGCUUCGUGCCAUUUGUGCGUGAACAGCGGCCAGCGGAAAUACCAGUUCCAAUAACCCUGCACAUUGGAGACUACAACAUGGACGGCUACCCGGACGCCCUCGCCGUGCUGAGGAACACCUCCGGCAGCGGCCAGCAGGCCUUCCUACUGGAGAACGUCCCCUGCAGUAACGCCAGCUGCGAGGGGGCGCAUCGGAUGUUCAAGGUCUACUGGGAGCUGGUGGGCCUGAGUCCGAUCAGAGACGCCGUGGUCGCCACCUUCUUCGACAUUUACGAAGACGGGAUCCUGGACAUCGUGGUACUAAGUAAAGGGCCCGCCAAGAACAACUUUGCCAUCCACGCAUUAAAAAACAACUUCGAAGCAGAUGCCUAUUUUGUCAAAGUCAUUGUUCUUAGUGGCCUCUGCUCUAAUGACUGUCCUCGUAAGAUAACGCCCUUCGGAGUAAACCAGCCUGGCCCUUACAUCAUGUACACCACUGUCGAUGCCAACGGAUAUCCGAAAAAUGGCUCAGCCGGACAGCUCAGCCAGUCGGCGCAUCUGGCUCUCCAGCUGCCGUACAACGUGCUCGGCUUAGGUCGGAGCGCCAACUUCCUGGACCACCUCUACGUCGGCAUUCCCCGCCCAGCCGGAGAGAAGUCUGUGCGGAAGCAGGAGUGGACGGCGAUCAUCCCAAACUCCCAGCUGAUCGUCAUCCCGUACCCGCACGACGUCCCUCGGAGCUGGAGUGCCAAACUGUACCUGACCCCGAGCAACAUCGUCCUGUUGACGGCCGUGGCGCUUGUCGGCGUCUGCGUGUUCAUCCUGGCCAUCAUCGGAGUCCUGCACUGGCAGGAGAAGAAAGCAGACGACCGAGAGAAGCGACAAGAAGCCCACCGAUUCCACUUCGACGCCAUGUGACCUGCCUUUAAUCAUGUUAUGGAACGUCGACUUGCUUGAUUAACUGAAAUGCUAAAUUUGGGGGAUUUUGAAUAUUAUUUAUAAAUUAUGCAUCCUUUGGUAAUUACUGGAAAGUAUUCAAAUAAAUAUGGUCUGAAUGUGUCGCA